Messenger RNA from Arvicola amphibius (Eurasian water vole), 2064 nucleotides. RefSeq names its product transmembrane protein 184C (gene Tmem184c). Gene Ontology annotation, molecular function: transporter activity. The transcript is spliced from 10 exons. NCBI's taxonomy places the organism in Eukaryota, Metazoa, Chordata, Mammalia, Rodentia, Cricetidae. The record is from RefSeq and is a predicted model, not a curated record. Bases 392 to 1807 code for a protein of 471 amino acids. Gene Ontology annotation, biological process: transport.
GAGGAAGUCGCGGGCCGGGUCUUCCGGGGGGCGGAGACUCGCCUUCCAGAGCAGGGGGGAGGGAGUCGCUGGCUUCCAGCUGCAGACGGGAUCCUCCAGGUCACCCCGGCUGUCCUCGGGGCCAUGGUGCAGCCGAGACUUUGGGCGACCCCCAGGUGAGCGGCGACUGCGCCGCGGCGGACCGGGUGCAUGCCGGGUAGCCGGCGAGGAUGCAGCGAGCAUCCCGAGCGGCCGCCGCUGCGGCAGCCGCAACCACAGCGCAACCUGAGGACGCGGUGCCAGCGGCUGCCGAAUUUUCCCCUGCAGAGAGCCAGAGGAGGAAAAAAACAAAGAAAAGAAGCCAAAAUCUCGGCUUCGUUCGUUUUUUGAGCUGUUCAAAACUAAUUUGUUUAUGAAAACGCCCUGCGCCUGUAAUCGGAACAACUGGAGGCGAUGGAUCCGACCCCUGCUCGUACUUAUUUACGUAAUUUCCAUCCUCGUUUCGGUUCCCUUCGGUGUUUGGGAACUUCAAAAACUAAAGGUUGGAAUACACACUGAAGCAUGGCUUAUUGCUGGUAUCUUUCUGCUGCUGACAAUCCCUGUGUCCCUCUGGGGGAUUCUGCAGCACUUAGUGCAUUACACGCAACCAGAACUUCAGAAACCUAUUAUAAGGAUUCUUUGGAUGGUCCCAAUAUACAGUUUGGAUAGCUGGUUGGCUUUGAAAUUUCCCCAAAUUGCCAUCUACGUGGACACCUUGAGGGAGUGCUAUGAAGCUUACGUCAUUUAUAACUUCAUGAUAUUCCUUAACAACUACCUAGCAAUCCGAUUCCCCAACGUGAUACUCCACCUGGAAGCUAAAGAUCAGCAACAACUUCUCUGUCCUCUGUGCUGCUGUCCACCCUGGGCUAUGGGAGAAAUACUGCUUUAUCGGUGCAAACUAGGAGUAUUGCAGUACACUGUGGUCAAACCGAUCACCACUGUGACGGCGUUGGUAUGUGAGAUUGUUGGUGUCUACGGUGAAGGGAACUUUAGUUUCUCCAACGCUUGGACUUACUUGGUUAUAUUAAAUAACCUGUCACAAGUGUUUGCCGUGUACUGCCUCUGGCUGUUUUACAAUGUUCUGAAAGAAGAGCUCAACCCUAUAAAACCUGUUGGCAAAUUUCUUUGUGUCAAACUGGUAGUCUUUGUCUCAUUCUGGCAAGCAAUGAUUAUUGCUUUGUUGGUUAAGGUUGGUGUAAUUUCAGAAAAGAGCACGUGGGAAUGGCAAAGUGCCGAAGCUGUGGCCACAGGCCUGCAGGAUUUUAUCAUCUGUAUUGAGAUGUUCUUCGCGGCGAUUGCCCAUCAUUACUUCUUCUCCUAUAAAGCCUACAUGCAAGAUGCAGAGAAAGGCUCGUGCUUUGAUUCCUUCCUUGCCAUGUGGGAUGUGUCAGACAUCAGAAAUGAUAUUUCUGAACAAGUGAGACGUGUCGGGAGAACAGUGCGAGGUUAUCCCAAAAAACAAUGUUUUCCCGAAGACCCAGAGCAUACUGAACACACAAGUCUGCUUUCUUCAUCUCCACGCGAUGCAGGUUCUCCAGGUUCACUCCACGGCCAGUAUCAGGGCUUUGCACAUACGAUCACUCCCCAGAAUACAGCUGUUUCAUUCCAUCUCUCUAAACAGGACAUCCCAGAAGAGCAGAGCCCUCCUGACAAUGCAGGCCACCAUCCAGACUUUGAACAUACAGUGUCUUCACCGGACACGCUCUCUGAUGACCAGCUGUCAGAAGACGCCAAGAACAACAUCACAGACAUGAAGAAGGAGCUCCUUGACACAUCAGCAGACUUAUAGAGAGCUGCAAAUACAUACAUGUUAUCAUAUAUAUUUGUAUAUGUUUUAUAUAUAACAAAUAACAUUUAAAUUUCCUAGGCUUUGGCUUUCUUAAACUGUUAGGGUAUCAUAUAAUCAAACAGUAGGUAACAACUUCAGCUGAAUGUUCUUGCAUUUCUCAAGAAAGAAAAAAAAUCAGUGCUUCUUACCACUGCAUGAAUGUAAUGCUCUGGACUGAAAAUGUAAAUAUAAAAUUCAGAUUAAUUUAAUCAUGAUCA